Molecule: messenger RNA, 5440 nt
Organism: Rhipicephalus sanguineus (brown dog tick)
Lineage: Eukaryota; Metazoa; Arthropoda; Arachnida; Ixodida; Ixodidae
Product: cytochrome P450 3A41
Exons: 14
Coding region: 291-1796 (501 amino acids)
Molecular function (GO): steroid hydroxylase activity; iron ion binding; oxidoreductase activity, acting on paired donors, with incorporation or reduction of molecular oxygen
Source: RefSeq, a predicted model, not a curated record
CGCCCGGAUGCUGCAGCUGCCCCCGAGACGCAACAGACGCCAACGCCGCCUGUAGCGCUCCGUAGCAGGCAGAAACACAUCGGCCCCAUUGACACUCCCUAUAGGCGCGUUAGGUGCGGCUUACUUGAAGAGUUCGCUUUGCUCUUCGGGAAGUGAGUAGAUCUUAUAACCUGGAUGACGACGACGCGUGCGCAUUUUCUUGGACCUGUCACGAAGUUUUAGUGUAGGGGCGGAACAGUGGCGCAAGUUUCUUUCACGAAGAGGAGUGACAGCACCGCAUAGAGUGAACCAUGCUGCACGUAUUUAUUACGCUGCUUGUGCUCUUGGCGUCGUUUCUGUUUUGGUGGGUUCGAAGGAAGUACACCUUUUGGAACGGAAAAGGCGUUCCACACCAUACCUUCUGGCAAUACCUGCGAUUUUGCGUGGAUGUCUACACAAAGCCCCUGAGCAGUGUGGUAAUUAGAAACUACCAGCGAUAUGGACGGAUGUAUGGUUCAUAUCAAGGCGCCACGCCAACACUUGUGGUGUCCGAUCCAGAUAUUCUACGCGAGAUCAUGGUGUCCAAGUUCAAGAACUUUUCGGACAGAACGGAAGCGCAGCGCGUCAGCAGCGAAGUAUGGCGCAAGUCCAUCAUGAACAUGUCCGGAGACGAGUGGAAGAAAGCCCGAAACGUCUUCACACCGGCACUGACCUCUACGAGGCUCAAGACGAUUGCAAUGAAGAUCAAAGCCGUCGCUGAAAGAACGGCGUCUCGAGUUGCAGAGGCGGCUGCACAAGACAAGCCUGUCAACAUAUCCAAGCUUAUCGAACAUGCAUCGCUGGACACCACGGCUGCACUAAACUACAGCGUCGAUAUCGACAGCGAAAACGACAAGGACCACCCGUUGUUGAAGUGUGUGGGAUCCUUAUUCAGCUACAUGGCCGGCUGGAAAUUAAUAAUGAUGUUCCUGAUGCCUGGCCUGUACAAGAAACUACAGCCAGACUACCCUCCGAAGUCGAGCACUGAUCUGUUUAAAGUAUUCGUCUCACACCUCAUGGAAGAGAGGAAGGCUAACAAUAGGAAAGAAGAUGACUUCCUUCAGGUGUUUAUGGACGCCGACUUUGACUGGGAGGCCAGCAGUGAUGAAAAGAAGGACGAAAAAGAAAAGAAACAGAUGACGCUGGACGAGAUAACAGCCCAGGGCCUAGUGUUUUUCCUCGCUGGUGUGGAGAGCGUAUCGACGACUCUCAUCUUCACUGCCUACUACCUGGCUCUUCACCCGGAAUACCAGAAAAGUGUCAUCGCCGAAGUCGACAAGACUGCUGGUCCUAAGGGUGAGUUCACCUACGCGUCCCUACAAGAGAUGCCCUGCCUCGAAGCAUGCAUCAAGGAGGCGCUGCGUCUCGCUGCAUCCGAAUCAUUAAUCUUGCGUCAGUGCACGGAGGAAACCACGGUAGCUGGCAUCAACUUCAAGCCGGGCAUGUGCGUGUACGUUCCUGCGGCCGCCAUUCAUCACGACCCUGAAUAUUUUCCUGAACCGGACAAGUUCAACCCAGAGAGAUUCCUGCCGGAGAACAAGGACAGUGUGAAGCCGUUCACAUUCAUGCCUUUCGGCAAUGGACCACGCAACUGCGUGGGAAUGCGACUCGGCAUGCUGCAAGCUAAAACCACUCUCGCCUGCCUGCUUCGGCGCGUCAAACUCGAAGCCUGCACAGAAACUAUGAAACCCCUCAAGUUCAAACCACGGCAGCUCCUUCAAGUCACCGACGGGCCGAUUAUUCUCCGGGCUGUUCCACGCGACACGCCGACAAGCUGAUUUGCGCGCCAGUGUCGAAGUCCUUUACGGGAGUAAGAGACAGCAACCACACUCUAAGACAAAAUCGAGUAUUUGGGGAGUAUUUCUGCCACACAACAAUAAUCAUCAUCUGGCUUGCUCGCGUUUCCUGUCUUGAAAACCCAGCUCUCGUCACUUUCCUGUCAAGAAUGCCAUGUCACGCUCAUAACGCGCGCACCGUUCGUGACCGGGAAGUGCCGUGACCGCGGUGAUAACGCGAGGAAAGUAGGCGAGGUGGAUGACGAUUGUUGUUGUGUGGCUGAAACACUCCCAAAAUACUCGAUUCUGUCUUAGAGUGCAUGUGCACUGAAUGAAAAAGUGGGAGCGGCUCUGUUUGUUAGAGUUCUGGCGUUGGGCCCACUAAGUCUGCUGGGGCUCGAGCGUGUUGAAGGUAAUCUAUCGUAGGAACUCUUAAUGAACUCUCGAAGAACUCGUACAGGAACUCUCAAGGUAGAGUUGAAUACCGAGUCACUUCUGCGAAUGGAGUUGCUGCUACUCCCUUUGUUAUUAUAGUGUUUGUGGUGGUUGCGAGAGAAGCAUUUUUGUGGCGCUUGGCAUUGUUUCGUACAGUGAACACGCCCUGCACUGUCGAGAAAAGCGUGUCAAUGUCUACAAGGAUGCAUUGAUAAUAUCGGCAACGCCAAACAUAGCUAAGAACCUCUCCACAAGGAAACCAAGCUAACGAAACGCAGAAUGAAGCUAGGAGUGUAAAUUAGGCAUUUGCAGUGUUCCAUCGACCAAACUGCACUGAUCACGAAAAGCCUAAAAAAUGCUGUCUCGAAACGCGCGGCGUAGGUUGUAUAUAAAUCCUCACGUGUUCCGCAUGUGCCCAUGUUAGAGAUGUCUAAGUUUUUACGAAAACAUCACGUGCCCCGAAUCACCUGGAAACGGCAAUAAUACCGGUGGCGGGAUACGUGCACAAACAGAUGGUUCCGCGAAACGUGUAUGCACACACGCCAUUCGUGACGUCAUUGCAGCAUCGAUGUCAGCCAGGUGCUAAGAGUCUUACAAUAAGGCUUAAAAUAGUUAUUCACACAUUGGUGAACAUUAGAGGUGUCCCUGAUAUUCCUAAAUGCUUAGCAGGGCCGCAGCAGCAAUAACCAGGCGGUAUUUAUACGUUCUAUUCUUGUUAUUACAGGAGCGUCGUUUCGUCUGAGGUGGCCACUUAGAAUAUGAGACGAAAACUAGCGUCAGUGUCCUGUUGUUUCUUUCCUUAAGGCAAAAAAGGUAAAGUAUGAAGUGAAAAUCGUAGCUCCAAAAGGAAAAAAAUGGCGGCUGAAUAUUUAAAAAUUUGACUGCCCCCUUGCAAUAUGUUAUCACUGACAAAAAAAGUCACAGUUUCGCCGCAAGGGCGAAGCAAUGAAUGCGAUAGUAAGAAAAGCGACCCGUGAUGGACGCGCUGCUACGCUGCACAAACAUCUGCCCCCCGGCAGCAACUAUACUCGCGGACAACUUUUCUUGCCAAUUAAGCGAAUGCUACAGAGCCACAAUGCACGUAUCCUACCGCUAAUGAAUGUAGUCCUACAAUUGCGUCCGUACUUACUGCGUGAGAUAUAUAAAAUGCUACUUCAUUUUCUACAUGUAGCUUUUUGAGACGGAACGCAGCGCUCACAUUCGAGAUAUAUGUAUUUCUUUAACUUUAUACGUUGUCACUUUGCGUUUUUGCGUGCGUGAAAAAGUCGCGCCUUGUACCCGUGCCUUAGACGCUAAGCAGCGUUUUCGUCGAAAUGCAACGCUAGCCAUCACACCCACGGCGUUACGAGACGCACGCCAAACCGGACUACUUUGCGUAGCAGUACAUAUGCAGACGCUCCGCCCGUAGCUUUCCCUUCGUUGCCAAGAAAAGUUGUCCGCUAGUAUACCGCGCCAGCAGACAGCGGAAGGGCAAGGUUCUCCCUGCGCAACGGAGGCACCGAGGCGCAGACAUGAAGGCUCCCUGCGCCCGUUGCGCUCCUCGCGCCAUCUCGCUGGUAAUGAAGAAGCGCUUAUCAGCGCCUGCCGUCUCUGAGUCCUGCCAGCGGUAAAGGGUGUGUAUAUAACGCUCGCCGUUAGCUACCUGAAGGAUCUGCUUUUCGUGGCGUAAAGCUAGCGCAACGCGCUGCGGAGCGAGAGGUUGCUGGUUUGAUUCCGCGCUUCGGAAGCAUUUCUCUGAAUUAUUUUUCUUUGGGACUUUUAUAAUAUAUACAUACUUAUACAUAUACGGUGCAUGACGGCGGCGACGGGGACGGCAAAAACCAGCCGAGAUUGUCCAUAUAGUUGCUAUCGCAAUAAAAUAAUAAUAAAAAAAUGCAUCGUGCUGAUAUUAUUUGAGAAGGUCGCCGACGUUGCAUAUGUAAGAAAAAUACUCGUUCUAUUGUCUUCUCUAUUCGAGAGGAAACCUGUGCUCAUCAAGUAGAGAAUUAUGUUGUUUUAAAGGGAAGUUCACGAAGCUUUGAAGAAACGAAUCUCUACACAACUAUAUGGGCUUUACGGAGAAAUACAUGGCCCUGCAUGGAGAAUCGAUUGAACCUUUUCCAUUCUUUUUUAUUUUGUGCACUCUCUUGUAUUUGUGCUACCUGCGUGUUCUUAAUUUUGUUUGUUUUGUUAAUGCUAUUGUCUGUCUGUUUUGUUCACCACUGGUGCAUAAUAUUCUUUCUAAUUCACUUAAUCGAGUAUUUGUGACCUGACAUUUUGUUCUUUCGUCGCGCGAUUCUUUACUCCCCUUGAUUCUGUCUCCAAAAUUUAUAUCUGUUCCUACGCUAACAAUAGACAAAAUUCGUGCCCCUCUCAGUGGCAGUCCGCCUUUAAGCCUAUUACGCCCGUUUAGGUGCGAAGCAUCUUAUGCGCUCGAGCUGUCGGCGUCUCCUGUCGUCGUAACCCGUCACGGUGUCGCCCGUCACGGCAAAGCAAGUGGCAAAUAAAACGGCGCGAUCGCUCAGGAAAAGCUCGCGGGUAUAACGCAGGAUAAAUCUCAGUCUUUAACAUGACACCAAUAACCGUGGGCAGCAUUCUGCGACGAAGAACGCUACGAUGAAAAAAAAAGAAAUGGACAAGGAAGAACGCUCAAUAAUUGACUUUCACGUUUUUAUCCUUAUGAGCACAAGACAGAACUGGCAGUUAUACUUUUCAUAAAUAUAACGUUGACCACUGACAACAUUGGUUCCAAUGAAAUAUCUAAAUAUGCCUCAUAUGCAUUGCAGAAUGUAGAAAGCGCUGGUUAUCUUUCGUAACAACGAAUAAAUUUAAUGUUUAAAUAUUAAAUGUGCUUCCAACGUAUGUAACAAGCGCAGUGAUGUUUUAGGAGGGACGUUUAUGGUCCCACCUUCAACCUUUUUAUACUAUGCCACUUACUACGUGUGCAUGUAUGCCUAUUUUCACUAUAAAUUACUGACCAAAAGAUUCUUAUCAGAAUUUAUGGCGCGUUACAUUAUGCCUUCGUGCGUCCGAUAUCUGAUAAUCGGUGAUUAGCAUGUACCAAUUCAUGCGCUCGUAUUCUCGGAUGACUCACUAUAUUUCUUGUACAAGAAUGUUGGCUUGUGUUUGUUUACUUUGCCGGGAAAAUAUUUGAUUUAUAAAGUUUCUAGUGUUCUUGGUUUGCAUAUGUCAUAAGAAGAUGUUUCGUACAAUAAAUUCAUGCUUUCAAGAAA